Malaya genurostris is the source of this 3105-nucleotide messenger RNA. Its product is annotated as GATA-binding factor 2-like. Lineage: Eukaryota; Metazoa; Arthropoda; Insecta; Diptera; Culicidae. The coding region runs from base 556 to 2907 and encodes 783 amino acids. The transcript is spliced from 6 exons. The record is from RefSeq and is a predicted model, not a curated record. Gene Ontology annotation, biological process: negative regulation of transcription by RNA polymerase II; positive regulation of transcription by RNA polymerase II; cell fate commitment. Gene Ontology annotation, molecular function: DNA-binding transcription factor activity, RNA polymerase II-specific; zinc ion binding; RNA polymerase II cis-regulatory region sequence-specific DNA binding.
AAUCUUGAUUGCGUUGGGUGCUGCAAGCUGAAGACUCGUGGCGUUAUUCGUGACAAUGUAAUCCAUAUAAUCGGAGGUCCUUACGAAAUCAAGUCUCCGUAAGCAUGCGGGUGUGUUCGUUAGCAACCGACGUCAGUGUAUGUGUGUGUGUGUGAGCGUCUGUGUGUUUUGAUAUAAGUUCCCUGCGGUAGAUGAGUGAAUUCACUGUAACAGACGACUGAUAAGAUAAGAAGGACUGCCAUCCUAUUCGAACGGGUUGGUUGGUGCUGAGUUUGAUAUAUAAUAUUUUUAUAAUUUUCCCCAUCAAUUUCGUUCAAUAUGUACUUUAUUUGUGUGGCUCGGUAGUAGCCAUGCUCGUUUCAUAGUCGCAAUGAGAUGUUCCCGUGACUCGGCCAAAGUGUUACGGAGCGGUAGUGAAAACGGUUGCCUCGGAUUUGACCAGCUCAACGAUCACAGUUUAAACCGUACUCGCAACGUGUUCCAGUGCAAAGGUGAUACAUUGGUGCAAUUUUGUUACGUGAUAAUAGUGAGCGAAUAAAUUAUAAUUCUCCUAAUAUGAAAAUGGCGGUGAAUAUGCUGACCAUCAGCGCUUCCUCCGAUGCCAACAAUAAUAGCAUAGCCACCAGUUGCCAUAACGUGAAUGCGGUGUCCGCCGGCAUCGGUGCCAGUAUUUCUUCGACCGCCACCGGAAGUUGUGGAACUGGACUGACGCAGAAGAUGGAAUCGAGAGACUCGAAAGACAGCACGCCAAAGUCCGGAACGGGAUCACCGGAACAUCAAGUUCAGCCACCUUCGUCUCGAACUCCUCAGCUACAUCAACAGCAGGAGCAACAUCAACAGCAACAACCACUGCAGGAAAUCGAAGUGCAAGAGAUUGUGGUGCCGGCUGAAAUGACAAACAGUGAUGGUCAAUCACCUGCACUACCAACUGCCGUUAUCAUCAAUCAGCAUAAACAUAGAAUGAUAACAACAACGGGUGAGAUUGCAGAAACCAGUGAUGGACACCCGGUGGAUGGUCCGGAAUAUGAAAACGUGGAAUACCAUCAAGCGGUUACUACGGUAACGACCGCAACAGGACAUGCAUUUGCAUAUGAACAAACUCCCACUAGUCAGAGCAAUAGCGUGGCAGCAUCGCCGCAGUAUCUCAAACGUGAAUCAAGCAUGGAAAAGGAGCGUUUGGUGGGUAACGAUGGUCAUAUCCAGAUUCCCGUUCAGACUCAAACUAUAUUCGUCGAGUACAAGAAUGACAUCGAAGAACCCGUUCGUUACGGGAAUCCAGCACUGCAACGAUACGAGGACCUAAAGUACUCGACUCGUUACGUGCAAUUCCCGCAACACCACCCAGGCUUACAAUUGGCUUCUCACCACCACUCUCAUCAUCCGGCACAGCAUUUGCAUGCGCCAACGGCUCAACAACAGCAACAACAACAUCAUUCUCAUCAAGAAGUAGAAGUUCCAAUAAAAUCCGAACAAUUGGACCAUCAACAACAUCAUCAUCACCAUCACCAACAGCAACAACAGCAACAGCAGCAGCAACAGCAACAACAACAACAACAUCAACAGCAUCAGCACCAUUUGGUUCAAUCACAACUCCAACACCACCAUCAAUCGACGGUUCAAUCACAGCAACAGCAACCGCAGCAGCACACCAUCCAGAUAUACGAGGCACCGGAAAGUGGACAACCAGGAGAUGUCCAAUCGGAAUCCUCAACCAGCGAGGUGAAAACACACUACACAAAUCUGGAACCGGUGCAUUCGAUUUCAUCGGCCCAAAACUACUACAUCACUCCGGAAAGCUACCAGGCAGCUGGAAGCUAUCCUUACAUUCCGGCCAAGGAAACCGUCUAUUAUCACACGGCCAGUCCCAACGCGGUGCUGUAUAAAAGCAGUGACCCAACGCUUACCUCAUCCUCGCUGAUAUCGGCCAAGCAACUUCAUUAUGGCUCACAGAAUAUCUACGAGAAUCCUCCCACGCAUGCCAAUAGCUCUCCGGGUGCACAGCAAAUGUAUUCCUACUGGAAUGGAAAUAUCGACUACGGCACGACAUUCAGUGGAGCAGUCGUCAUGGAUCAAGGCUCGUCGGGUGCUGGAGAGUACUCCAACAAUGGGCAAACGUGGCAACUCAGUGGAUUAAGUGAUACAUACGAACCAUCGAUUCUUUCGUCGACGGAACAUCGCGAAUGUGUUAACUGUGGCAGUUCCGAUACACCGCUGUGGCGAAGGGAUAAUGUCGGGCACACGCUCUGUAACGCAUGUGCACUGUACAACCGACAAAAUCCCGGUACUAACAGACCGCCGAAUAGAAGUCAGAAAGCCAAACAACCACCGAAAGCCCCAGUACCCGGGAAUCGCAGAACCGGUGUAACCUGUGCCAACUGUCAGACGACGCAAACCACCCUGUGGCGUCGGAACAACCGUGGUGAACCGGUGUGCAAUGCGUGUGGUCUCUACCAUAAACUGCACAAUGUGGACAGACCGUUAACCAUGAAGAAGGAUGGUAUUCAGACGCGGAAACGGAAACCGAAAUCUAGUCAGGCGAUGCCGCCACUCAACGGUAUGAAUAGUGAAAAAAUCCUUCCAUCGAUGGUAGCUUCCCCGCUGCACCCAUUGGGUGGUGGUCAGAAGCUGCUGAUGCCACCGCAUAGUCACCUGACGGUUCCAUCGCAGCCAAUGGAAAUUCAUCCCAGCCAUGUAAUUACGUCUUCCUCGGGAACCGCUCAAGAUCAAAGAUAUGUCGAUAGCACCGUUUCCACGGCUGGCAGCAUGUCCCCUCAUCUACCGAGCAGCAACAGCUUGACGCGGCAUGUUACAACGAGUGUCCCCGCGUUGGAUACCAGUCGAGCAUCGAAUGGCGAAAUCACUAGUGUAAUUACGAGCACUGCGGUUGCGGAACGUGCCAGUAAUUAGUUACUGACUUAAAAUUGAGGUUCGUUUUACGGGCUUUAGAUUAAAAAGAUUACCAAAUAUUUAGUUUACGGAAAGUUGAUUCGGGUUAGUAAUAGGUACAUGAUUUAACCAAAUAGUUUCUAAAAACCUAUUAUCCAACGGCAGGUAAAAGGAAAACACGUCGUUUUCUUUUAAAGAAUGUACUUACAUUGAUGUGAG